AUAAAAUGGUGCGAUCAGAAAGCUGCACGUUGUGCUUAACAAGUGAAUCGAAAUGGUUUGUAGAGGUUUUCUGCGAGGACAACCAGUCAAAGGAUAUCGCUUUCAUCAUAUCAAAACACCUCGACUGGUUCGACCUGAAACCUUGUGAAGAACCGUUGUACGUAUGUGCUGAUUGCUGGAAAAGUGUACACGAUUUUGAUCUUUUUUACUGUAAGUUGGAAAAAAUCCAUCGCGAAGUGGUCAAUGCUCUGCCGUCCGGCACCGCUCAAAAUAUCGGCCAACCUGAUUUCGAAUUUCAAGAGAUUCACGAAGUGAAAAUUGAACCUCCUGAAGGAGCAGAGAACGAUGAUGAAGCCGUCAACGACAGUCAUGGGGCGCCAUCCUCCGAGCAGCAAAAAACUGGUGACGAGGACGAUAAUAAAACGUUCACCGACAUGGAAAAAGAGAGGAGGCCCAGAAGAAGCCGCUCCUAUCCUGUAAAGUACAAGUCCGAAUCCUCCAAUUCAGAGUGGGACGAAAAGGACUUCCUUGCACCAGACAUCCAAUAUGAUGACGAUGAGCCCGACGACAAUGAUGAUGAUGACAUAGAUGAUGACGAUGAUGAUGAAAUUGACGAUGACGGCUUCAUAAACCAUGAUAUACUGAAUAGUAAGAAAACAAAUGUUCUGGCACAAGAAACAUCAGCUGUUGUAAAAAAUGAACCCGCUGCCAGAGAAGAACAAGAUGCAACCCUCAAUGCCCCCGUGCCUCCGAAACGCGGCAGAGGACGACCACCUAAGCGGAGACCCGAUGAAAAUAUCCCUAGUACCAGCAACGCAGACCGACCGAAGCAGCUCGAUCAUCGACCCAAGGGUAAACGUGGCCGCAAACGUGUGAAAUCUGUAGCAAGUAGUGAUUCCGACACAGAGUAUUUAUCUGAUUACGAAGACACAAUGAAAGUUAACAAGAACAAAAAGAAACCCCAAUGCAAACGACAGGCAAGAGAUGCGAAAAUUUUUUCCUACAUCGACGAGUUCUUCUGCUAUUACUGUCCGGAUAAAGUACUGUUCCAGCGUUUCCAUCAUGCGAAUUUGCACUAUAAGGAGCUGCACGAUGAACCAGCCUUCCUGCGGUGUCCGCGCUGUGGCAAGAAGUGUUUCACACCGGGGGGAUUUUUGAGUCACAUGGAAACCCAUGAAGAUCCGGAUAAGAACAAGUGUCCUAUCUGCGGCAAGGUGACGGAUCAAAAGAUCACGCUCAAGAAGCACAUGCGUGCACAUCAGCUAAAGUUAGAGGGAACUCUCCCGUACCCUUGUGGGCAGUGUCCACGGAGAUUUGAACAGGAGAAGGUUCGUGAUAAGCACGAGCGAUUGCAUGGACGAAAGAUUGUUAUUCGAAAGGAAAAGGGUCGCGAUCUGGAGGUGCUUGCGUUCUACAAACGCAUCAACUGCGAUGUGUGUGAGGAGACCGGACCAGGCUCAACGUCAUUCGACAACUUUUGGGAUUUGAAGGUUCACAUGGGCAAUGCGCACAACAAGAAUCCAUACCUCAAGUGUCCGCAGUGUUUCGUCAAGCUCGCCUGCCGGCAACAACUGCUGGUCCACAUAGACGUGCACAACAAUCCGCACAACUAUCGGUGUGAGGUGUGUGGUGAAGUACACCAGAAUCUCGAAAAGCACAUGAUCAAAGCGCACACACCGGAAACGGCGAUUCCGAACGACGAAAAGAAUUACAGCUGCGAACAUUGUGGAAAAAUGUUCAAAUGUGAAACGAAUCUUCGAAAUCACAUUGAUCGUUGUCACGGGGUGAAGGACGUAAGCUGCAAUGUGUGCAAUAAAUCUUUCAGCCGUAAGGCACUUGGUGCCCACAAGCGCUCCGCACACAGUGACGAGAUGUUUAUGUGUGAGCACUGCCCGAAAAUGUUCAAAACGCGCAGUGGGCUCGAGUCCCACAAAGGAGAACAUGACGCAAACCUGCGCAGGUCGGUCAAGUGCACGCUAUGCGGUAAGGAGAUGCGACGCGGAGCCAGCAUGGCAAAACACAUGAAAACGAUCCACUCGCAAGAAGAUCCGGUCAACUGCAAUCUAUGCGGUAAGGUGUUCCGCACUUCGUUCCACAUGAUGCGACACCGAGCCAACACCUGCGCCGCCACCAUCAAUUCGCGGCCGUACAAAUGCGAGGUGUGUGGCAAAGGUUUCGCCAUGAAACUCACGAUGACUGAACACAUGACGACACACACUCGUACCAGUCUAUAUCAGUGCGCUUUCUGCUUCAAAACGUUCGGCUACAUUUCGAACCUUUACAAACAUCGAAAGAAGGCCCACCCUCUGGAAUGGCAAGAGGUACAAGCGCGUCCGGAAGACGGCAUUGCGACCGUAAUAGAAAUAAGAAACUAAACGCCUAGUAAUGUAAUUAGUGGGUGGUGUUAAGAGAGGUGCCAUUCGAUAUUCUCCGAUCUUGUGUACGAAUUCUUCGUAGAGAAAGAAGAAUUCAGAAGAAGAAAAACAAGUGUUACAAGACUGAUAUAUAUUUUCACGUCCGUCAGGUCGACGCUGUAUUUUAACCAUUAGGUUUGUAACAUACUGCUUGCAAUUAUGCAAUAAUUUCUUCAUUCGCGCGAUGGCACGCAUCGCAGGAAAGAGCAAAUAGAACGUCAGUGUAUUAAAGGUCAUUAUUAUUUCAGCACAAAACCUUGUUUGGUAGAUAGUAGAGGUUCAUGCGAGAUAUUUUAGCUUACUGUGUAAAAUUCA
Anopheles bellator is the source of this 2729-nucleotide messenger RNA. RefSeq names its product zinc finger protein 93-like. The transcript has 6 exons. The record is from RefSeq and is a predicted model, not a curated record. The coding region runs from base 6 to 2375 and encodes 789 amino acids. NCBI's taxonomy places the organism in Eukaryota, Metazoa, Arthropoda, Insecta, Diptera, Culicidae.